GCGCCGAGCCUCGCGCUAUAUCGAGUGCAGUCGCUGUCUCUCUUUCUCUGUCCGUCUCUCUCCUUUCUUCCUUCUGCCUCUCUUCCUCUCGCCCUUACUCUCUCUCUCUCUUUUUCUUUCUCUUUCUCUUCCCCUCUUCUAUUCAAAUUGGUCAUCAUUAAAUAUUAGCAUCUUCUUCUUCGAUCAUUCUUCAGCUAGUGCUGUCAGUGUGAUACUUUUGACAUUUCAACGUGCGGGAACGAUCGGAAAACUGGCCAGGAACGGAGUGAUCGUCGAGCCAAGCUCGACGAGGAGGAGGAAGAGGCGGCACGAUAAUGGGCAACGCCACCACGAAAGACUACUCGAAGAGCACCUACGUCGGCACUAGCUUGAGAAAAGCGCGUUGGGAUGGUCCAGGCCUUCCAGCCCCACCGGGGAAACCGAUUUUGAUAUCGGGAACCAACGAGACGCAGCCGGAUAUAGUGGCGAUACGAUGGGAAAGAUCGUCGAGUAACGGUGGAUCAGCGAUUGUUGGAUACUUGGUCGAACAUCGACGACUGGGCUCUCCUCAUUGGAUACGAAGUAGCCCCGGCCUCUGUGCCUUUCCCGAGCUGACUCUGAGCGGUCUCGAGCCAGGAUGGCGUUACCAGUUUCGCGUCCGAGCUCAAAAUGCACUUGGAUUCUCGCGACCGAGCGAAAUCUCUGAGCCGCUCACGGUUACCUUGCAGAAACCCUCUGCCGCUUGUGCACCACGUUUCGAUCUGGAACUCAAGGACACCACCGCCCUCGAGAACGAACAAGCGGAAUUCGUCGUACAAUUCUCGGGUGUGCCAUUGCCGAAAAUUUCGUGGUUCAAGGACGGUUUCGAGAUUUUCAGCAGCAGGCGCACUAGGAUCAUCACGGAUAACGGAAAGAGUGUUCUCCUGAUUCAUCAAACCGCGCUCAACGACGAAGGCGAAAUCAAAUGUACCGCCACCAAUCGAGCGGGUCACGUUGCUACCCGAGCUAAAUUAAUUCUGGAGGCAUCACCACGGAUACGUUUACCACGUCAAUACGAGGAUGGUCUCCUUUUUGAGCAGGAUGAGACCAUUAGAUUGAAAGUGUCCUUGGCGGGUAAACCAUCACCAAUUGUCACAUGGUACCAUGACGGAGAAUUGAUAUCGAAGGAUAUUAGACACGUGUUUGAAGUAAUGGAUGGUGAAUCAGUCCUGAAAAUACCGGAUGCUAAACGAAAUGAUCGCGGCGAGUACAUCGUCAAGGCCACGAACAAAUUGGGCGAGGAUUCAGCGUCUUUUCUUGUCACCGUAACAGAUCGACCUGCUGCUCCUGGCAAAGUGUCUGUCGCAAUGACUCUUGGUAGAUCGGUGACGUUAUCGUGGAAGGAACCAGAGGACGAUGGAGGGUGUAAAAUUGGGACAUACAUCGUCGAAUACUAUCGAAUUGGUUGGGAGGUAUGGCUCAAAGCGACAACGAGCAGGCGCACGUCCGCGACGUUAACUGAACUGAUUGAGGGCUCCGAAUACAAAUUCCGCGUAAAAGCUGAGAAUCCUUACGGCGUCAGCGAUCCUAGCGAGGAAAGUGACGUUGUCUUCAUUCCAGAUCCUAAACGAAGAAUUGUGACACCGUCUUUGAGCGAAAAAUCGCAGUCACACCGAGAGAUCAGUCGAUCUCGUGGCGAUAAACGAGAAGUGAGUUUCACUAUGCCAGCGCAAAGGACCAGAAGCUUAACGAGGGAAGAAGCUAGAGCACGAGAUGACGGAAAUCACCUUGGAUACGACGAACGAUCAGCUUCCGCGCAACGGCUCGCAACCUCUACAGAUAGACCAUCCAGAGCUGACAGCAGAGUGACAUUUGCAUUGGAUACUGUGGAAAAAGAGCAACCGCCGAUUCCCCCAGCCAGAUCGAAAGACCAUGCGAAACAAGAGGUCUCUCUUAGAAAUCACACAGAGCGAACGAAUACCGCAACAGAGGCGCGAGACAAACACGAUGUCAAGAGAGAACGAACAAUGUCGCCAAAACCAAUAGCAACUGUAGCGGUUUCCCCUUUGAUCAUCGAAGACAAUUCUAAAUUGCACAGUGUGUCUGUGACAAGAGAAAGAAGAAGCCUCUCUCCACUUUCUAUGCCAAAAAUUCAGGAACAUCAGAGAGAAGAGAAUCGCAUCGCUAGUCAUUAUCCUCUAUCGAAUUCGUCGAAUUCUAUUCUGAAAAGACAGACUGCUGUUGUAAGCGAAUCUACGGCAUCUUCACCGAAUAACCUACGAGCGAUGCCGCUAGAGGAUGACGAGAACGCGUUGCAUGGUAGCUCGGAGUUUAUGCUAGUUUUGUAUCCUGAAGAUGAAACGCAAGAGAGGAGAAUCACACUUGACAUGAUGAACGGCGCAGAAAUCAGAAAUAGUAAACGAGGCAUGAUUGAAUUAAUGGAGGAUGAGAAUGAUCUCAUACCGCCGCCGAUGUCGCUGUCUCUGCCGGAAUUAUUCAGCACGCAACAUCUAGUGGUGGAGAUAAUGCGGGAAGCAGUCAGCUCUACAGAGCUUCUUCACGAGCGAGCUAUGGAGCGUUUCUAUCGAGCAGUCGCCGCUGAGGAAGCAUCUGAAAUUGCUAAGCAUAAGACACAGCUUGAGAGGCAGACUGGUGAACUGGCGUUGUCGGAUGCUGAUACCAUUCAAAGAUCAUCGCUUCGGAGACGCCUAUCCAAUUCCAGCGUUACUACACAGAAUCUGAUCGCUUCGUGGCAAGCAAAAAAGAAUCGCCGAAGAUCAAGCGAGGGUCAAGCCGAUGUCGCUUCGAAAACGAUGAAACUCCUCUCGCCGGUUUUACUGCAGGAUGUAGAGGCCAGAUCAGAUCCAAAUCUUCCAUCUGAGACGACAAUGGUGGAUUCUUGGAGGAGGAGCGACGAUCAUGAAUCCGUAGAACGUCUGCGCAGAUGGCACGAAGCGAACGUGCCGCUAUUGGAGGAGACGCAACCGGAGAAAUCGAUAGCAGCGGGUAAUGAAACGGAAGUGGAAAUCUCCACAGUAUCGAAUAGAACGGAGUCUCAACCGAUGACUCAAAUAACAACGAAAGAAAGGGAAGAAGAGCUUAACAGUGACGAGAUUUCUGAAGAAUCCUCAGAAGAGAUUAGUAGCGCGGACAGCGAGGACUUAAAGUUAUUAAAAUCAAGAAUCUUGGCGAGACGAAUUAUCGAUGAGGAGGAUACGUACCAUCCUAGAGGAAAGCCAGUUCCAUAUGUCGAACCGGAAAUGCGAUUUCCGUAUGACAGAGUACCAACCCUGGAAAUCUCGCCUCCUCCGCCCGUCAGAGCAGUUACCCCCGUAUCACCGACCAAUAUGAUACCUAAAUCGAUUCUGAAGAAGCCUAAGGAGGAGAUGACUUCUUUAGACAAUUCUGACAGACCGUUUUCUUUGGAGAAACCAAUCAGAAAAAUACUACCGCAGCAAUAUUCUUAUGAAGAAACGGAAAAAACGAAUGUAGAAUUGAGGGAGAAAAUCUCGGAUCUUCCAAGCAUGUCCGAAACUCUUAAGACACCUAUGAUGUCCGAAUCUGACACAGAUAGCAUUCUAUCUGCGGCGGAAGCGGCGAAGAAUCGAAGAAUACAAUCGAAAUUGCGGUCUAUGACAUCCGAAGAGGAAGCAGCCGAGAUAGAGGCCAGAUUAGCGGUCGUGAAUCAGUACACCGAAAUAGUGCGGGAGCACUCGAGUCAUUCACGUCACGGUAGCGCAGCUAGUUCUCGAAGAUCCUCCUUCUCCGAGGAUCAGGAUCAAAAGCAUCGAGUGCAAGAGAAGCUUGCAUCAAAGCCGAUAGAAAAGCAAGAUGACGCAUCUAAAUUCAAAGCUACAAGCAAGAAUGAAAUUGACAGGCAAAAGAGGAACAGCCAAGCGCCAGAUGCUAAAAGAGAAAUCAUUGAUUCCAGAAGUACGACCCCCGCUAGAGAUACAACGACCGUGAAAGAAAAGCGCGGAAGCAGACCGAGCUCUAGGGACCAAUCUCCAGCUGUGAGAAGGAGGGAACGAGUAAGCGGUGCCUCUUCGAGAUCAUCUUCGAAGACUCGCAACCGCACACCGUCGCGGGAAAGAAACAACCGGCAAUUAGCGACGAACAAUUUCAACGAGCAAGGUACUCAUAGAUCCAAAGUGCCUUCUAGGCCCUCUUCGCGCUCGAGAUCAAGUUCCAGGGAAAGAUUCGGAGCGACAAAGUCGGUGGAAUCGAAGAUUGAGAGGCUGCAGAAAACGCUCGAGAAUAAGUAUCGAGCGAUGAGAAAGGCAUCCGAGUUCAGCAAGGAAAACGCCGAGGAAGGCGUUCCAGAUCAAAUAGACGAGAAGCAGUUAGCUCUGGAAGCUAAGAAAGUUGUCAGAUCGACGGUGAGCUACAUAACUGACCUGACCUUGUUAAUGGCUGCGAUGUACGUUUAUUUCUUUAAGAAAGAAACCUUGGCGGUUCCAUUUAUCGUACUACUCCUAUAUCGAAGAGUACAGGAGGAGAUACACGGAUGGAUGCCACGUCGCUGGUGGCGAUCCACCAAGAAACGUUAAUCGACCAAAGCGACCAGACCAUCACGUCACACGUAUCUCUUGUACAUCCCGUUUACCGAUUGAAAACGCCAAAUGAUUGCCAAAGAAAUAAUACAUUAUAAUACAUUGAAACGAUAUAAUAUAUUGAACAUCAAUUAUUUAUGCCGUUCUCCAUAUGUAAUUUCAUCGCUAUAUACUUGUUAUCAUUAUUUGCUGUAUUUAUAAUGAAUGUUAAUUCUUUACUCUCCUAAUAAAUUAUUGUACAUAUUUUCAUCGAAA
Molecule: messenger RNA, 4766 nt
Organism: Ooceraea biroi (clonal raider ant)
Lineage: Eukaryota; Metazoa; Arthropoda; Insecta; Hymenoptera; Formicidae
Product: myomesin and myosin binding protein
Molecular function (GO): protein binding
Source: RefSeq, a predicted model, not a curated record